Molecule: messenger RNA, 1692 nt
Organism: Salvelinus sp. IW2-2015
Lineage: Eukaryota; Metazoa; Chordata; Actinopteri; Salmoniformes; Salmonidae
Product: homeobox protein CDX-1
Biological process (GO): embryo development; animal organ morphogenesis; anterior/posterior axis specification
Cellular component (GO): nucleus
Molecular function (GO): DNA-binding transcription factor activity, RNA polymerase II-specific; RNA polymerase II transcription regulatory region sequence-specific DNA binding
Source: RefSeq, a predicted model, not a curated record
GUGUAGAUACAGAACAGGUGCGUAGGUUACAGGAGGUCGAGUCACGUAGAUAGAUUUCUAGGAAUUUCUAGAGAAUUGGUUGAAAUCAUUUUGUGGAUUACCAUGCGCAGAGGARCUAAUUCAUUGAGAUGUACGUGAGUUACCUGAUGGAUAAAAACACCGGAAUGUACUCAAAUUCCGUGGGACACCCGACUCAACCUCUGAACAGUCAGAACUUCAUGCAGUAUACGGAUUUCACCGGUUAUCAUCACGUCACAGGCGUCAGUGACCCGCAUGCCCAGACGACAGGUGUGUGGAACCCUGCUUACUUAGCAGGUCCGCGGGAGCAGUGGUCACCGUAUGGCCAGAGCGCGGACUUCCACGGUUUGAGCCCAGGUACAGAACAGAUCAAUUUCAGUUCCCCGGAUCUGACAUCCAUCCUGCCUACGGGGCCGGGAACUCUUCCUUCACUCAACUCACCUGCCGGGCAGUACUCUCCAGACUCAGAGAGAAGAAACUCAUACGACUGGAUCAGACACAAUGUACAUUCAUCCAGUACAGGAGGGAAGACGCGGACCAAGGACAAGUACAGGGUGGUGUACACAGACGAGCAGCGCCUAGAGCUAGAGAAGGAGUUCCAGUACAGCCGGUACAUCACCAUCAGGAGGAAGACGGAGCUGGCACUGGGCCUCAGCCUCUCAGAGAGACAGGUAAAGAUCUGGUUCCAGAACAGGAGAGCCAAGGAGAGGAAAAUUACCAAGAAGAAGAUCCAGCAGUCCCAGCAGGCCUCUAAGACUACAACUACCCUGACCUUUACUCCAUCCUGCCUGGCUGACCCCAGCAACGGCUCCAUGGCAACCAGCUCCAGCUUGUUGUCAGAGAAAAUAUCAAUGACUAUCAAAGAGGAGUACUGAGGAUAACAAUAUUAAACUGCUGUUCCCAUGACAAUCACUACAGAAGAUGUAAUUGACCUCAGUGAUAUGAUGAAAACCCUAUUACAUGCGUCUUGCACACCUGUAGUAGAAUGCUACGGUCUGUGUUGUGAUAAGAAGAAAGAGAGAGAAGAACAGGUUACACUAUGCAAAUAUGUAUAAAAGACAUAAGUGCCUUAUUUGCAACUGCUUUUGUGUUUAUAUUUUSUUGACGCAAAUGAAUUUGUAACUAAAAAAAAUAACGUAAAUGUUUUGAUCUGAUCUCAUGUUUUUUUUUUUUUAUAUAUUUUUAUCUUCAAUAUUUUGCUUGAAAGGUUUGAUUCGUUUUGAGGCACUGUGAAGGGAAAUUCAAUUGAAGAGAUGUUGAGAUAMGAAGUAAGCAGGGGUAUUUCUCUUCACAUCCUGAUAGUUGAUCUACAGCUGGCCUCAGUUUCUCAAUCAUAUGAUUCAUCCAGACAAAUAAAUGUCUUGGAACGUCUUAUUGGUACAAACAUUUCUGUGUUGCGAACGACUUUACAAGUGUAUCGUUGACACYUAGGCUACAUAUAGAUGUUGUUUGUCCCGUUUUCUGCCAAAAUGGACACCUGAAAACAAGUUUGAAAACCUGCUGUAUACCCUGUACAGUAUGUGCCAAGUCAUCCAUGAUCACCAAGGAGAGAAACCACCCGUUUUAGCCGUUUACAGUCUCGCCACAAGUGAUGAGUUUGCUAUUUUAAUGCCAUAGUCAAAUGAAAAGUUUCAUGAUUGCGCUAUCAAACUGAUAAAAGCCUUAUCUAAGUCA